Messenger RNA from Cheilinus undulatus (humphead wrasse), 1267 nucleotides. It is a transcript of the gene psph, whose product is annotated as phosphoserine phosphatase. Gene Ontology annotation, cellular component: cytoplasm. Gene Ontology annotation, molecular function: magnesium ion binding; L-phosphoserine phosphatase activity. Gene Ontology annotation, biological process: L-serine biosynthetic process; dephosphorylation. Lineage: Eukaryota; Metazoa; Chordata; Actinopteri; Labriformes; Labridae. Bases 154 to 834 code for a protein of 226 amino acids. The record is from RefSeq and is a predicted model, not a curated record. The transcript has 6 exons.
GUGAAGGGCUCGUGUCACGCGAAUUGAACUGUACAGGACAGGUAAAUAACAUCCUCUUGGACCCAGCAAGCGCUUAUUUGUACCGUGAAAAACAUCAGCGAACGUGCCGCUAGUCGAAGUGAGUCAGGCACCGUGAACAUCAACGUCAGCACGAUGGCAUCCCUUUCUCAGACAAAGGAAAUCUUCAGGAGAGCAGAGGCAGUCUGUUUUGAUGUGGACAGCACAGUUAUCAAAGAGGAGGGCAUAGAUGAACUGGCAAAAUUUUGUGGUGUAGGGGAUGCAGUCACAGAAAUGACUCGCAGAGCUAUGGGUGGCUCGAUGACAUUCAAAACAGCCCUGACAGAGCGUCUCUCCAUCAUCCGCUGCUCCAGAGAACAAGUGAACAAACUUAUUACCGAUCACCCACCUCAGCUGACUCCAGGUAUCAGGGAGCUUGUGGAUCGUCUACAUCAGCGCAACAUAAAGGUUUUCCUCAUUUCAGGCGGCUUCCGCUGCAUCGUUGAACAUGUGGCCACCCAGCUUAACAUUCCUCUACAUCAUGUCUACGCCAACUGCCUCAAGUUCUACUUUAAUGGAGAGUUUGCUGGUUUUGACGAGACUCAGCCCACAGCUGAGAGUGGUGGAAAGGGGAAAGUCAUCAGCAUGCUGAAGGAACAGUAUGGCUUUAAGACCGUGGUGAUGAUUGGAGAUGGAGCCACUGAUCUAGAGGCCUGUCCUCCUGCAAGUGCUUUCAUUGGAUUUGGAGGAAACGUGAUCAGGCCUCAGGUUAAGGAGAGAUCUUCGUGGUACGUCACAAGUUUUGGGGAGCUGAUAGAAGAGCUGGAAAAGAUUUAAAUACUCUGAAAUAGCAUGAUCACUAAUUUUAACCUUUUUUAUUAUUGCACCCAAGGGUGUGCCUCUUAUGGUUUUAUCCAGUGCACGUUUUCCUUUCAACUCUGAAUAGAUUUUUAUAAAAAAGAACAUGUUUACACUAGUAAGACAAAUUGUACAUUCACAGGGAUGUUACUUGUUGCUUUGUAUAUUAGAAGCUACUAAAGAAAUAACCAAACACUGUCUAUGUGGAGGUUAAGAACAUUAUUUUAGAUGUUUUUUGCACUUUUUCCAUCAAAGGCUUUAGGCAAGCUAAUACAUUUCCUUCAUGUUAUGGCAAGUGCAAUGAGCGUUAGAGAUGUUUUAAUUCUGUAAGGGUACUCAAAGCUGUAACCAGAUGUGUCAGUGAGUGUGUAAAGAACAUCAGCAUUAAACAAAUAACUAUGUUGUCAGCAAA